Molecule: messenger RNA, 10146 nt
Organism: Columba livia (rock pigeon)
Lineage: Eukaryota; Metazoa; Chordata; Aves; Columbiformes; Columbidae
Gene: SLC12A4
Product: solute carrier family 12 member 4
Exons: 25
Coding region: 5867-9070 (1067 amino acids)
Biological process (GO): potassium ion homeostasis; chemical synaptic transmission; chloride transmembrane transport
Cellular component (GO): plasma membrane
Molecular function (GO): potassium:chloride symporter activity
Source: RefSeq, a predicted model, not a curated record
GAACAGAAAUACACUGAGGUGGCUGAACUGUCUUCUGGUGCUUUGAAAACGGUAUGGGCACCGCAUCUUCAGUUGAGCUGCAGUUUGAUGAGCGAGGCUUUUUCUGUUCUGCUAAGCUUGGUAUUUGUUUUCCCUCUCUGGAAAGUUUAAUGUGUAAAUUUGGAGCUAAAUAUGUCAAUAUUUGUUCCUGUUCCAUAAAGGAUACUUGUAGGUUACAUAGCAGUGGUUAUAAUUUGAAAUGCAGGUUCUGAAAGGGGUCUCAGCAACAGGGUCAUCCUUGUGAAGUCUUGCGUUUAUGUUUUCUCUGUGCGAUCAGUGAUUAGGACAGAACUGAUCCAGCGCCAGCCUCCAGAAUGCUUGUUUCAACAAUACAGGUGCAUAGAUAAGUGGACUGUUGUUUCAGAUAAGGAAAUAUAAGAGUGUGGUGUGUGAAAAAUCAGAGUGCGGAAGUGCUUGUGACAUGAUUAGCUGUUUAUAACACCUGGGUGGGUGAGGGAGAUGGUAUUACAUGCUUGCUUUGACGCCUGUAAGUGAAGGAGUUUCUCUGAGAAGCUCAUUUUGCUGGAGUCCAUGGUGGAAACCUGAAGUUCCCUUUGGCGGCGCGCAGCUUCGUGGGGCUUCGUUCAUCCACAAAAGCGCUUGUCUAGGGAGAGAGAAAAGUGCGUGUUACUGCAUGAGCUGUUGCUCGACGUGGCCGGAGAGCGGCAGCUGUCCCGUGCGGGGGUCUGGGCGCCAGCUGCCGGCGGCCAGGAGAGCGAGCUGGACACAGAAAACACGGGCCUUUUUGUGAGUGCUCUGGUAUUGCAGGUGUUUGGAAAAGCUCUGGGAAGGAUCUUUGUGAUAGGUCUAAGUAAUUUGAAAGCAACUCCCAUAACUGUAUAUGUGUGGUUCUGUAUAUCGCAAAAGACUAAGAGAAGAUUUAAAAAAACCCCAAUCCAUGAUCUGCUGGUCUUGCGGAGCUGCUGGCCGCUCGCGUUUCGGAGCGCGCCUGCGUUUGAGGGCGAAGCAAUCGCGCCUGGAGGGACCGCGUUUGCCUGGGGCCUGCCUGAAACGCUCGCCCCUUGUGGCUUGCCGAGCGCCCGUUUGGAGCUUGAGUCCAGGCUGUUCGGGGAGUUCUUGUUUUAAAAUGCUGGAGCUGUAGUAUCUAUUCAAUCUCUGCACUUUUCUAAAGAAAUUCAAAUACAUUUUGGGGUUUCUUGUGUUUGUCGUACAUAACUCUCUCAUGUAUAAAAUUGAUCUGUGUGUGUUCUAUGCAAUUUCCUCUUGUAAAUUUCUUCCUUAAAGAAAAUAGUGGUUUUUCUUUCUUUACUCCACUGCAGCAAAAUUAAAGAAUACGCUUUUGCGUGCUCUUCAGUGUGAAGUUUAAACUUGGCUUUUGCUCUAAAGUUCUGCGUGGAAUGGAGAUGGAGGUACUCUGCAGCCUCGUGGCCUGGGAAGUGUAGCCAGACGCAAUAGUUGGAGUUUGCUGCAGAACAACCACCAGCCUGCGGAGGGUGGGACUCGGUGGUCCCCGCCCCGUUGUAGGCGCCGUCCCGGGGCGGGGGACACCCGGCGCCAGGGCCGCGAGCAGCUGUGCUGCGGAGUUCCCUUUCCAAGACCAAGUCAAGAUUUACACCGCUCCUUGACUGCGAUGUAACAGAUAAUUUCAUGUGUAGACCUAUUUACGUUACAUAAAAGUUGCUGUCAUCACCGGUAUGUGGGAGCAAGAUUUGUUUCAUCAAAGCAUUUGUGUCUUCAACCUGGUGGUUCAAGGUUUUUCUUCAAAUACUUGAUCUGUGACCUGAGCUACAGAGAGAAAAGUGCACCAUUUUAAGACCUGGUUUAAAGCCUCUUGGAAUUACAGUGUAGGAACAUUUCAGUUGUUCUCGGUAAUGUUUACAUUGGAAAUCUUGAAUCUUUUUAUUCUCACAGAUAAGAAAGUUUCAGUAUUUUUUUGGUUUGAUUUAGUAAAAUCUCUUAAACAGAUGCCUAUUGAAAACUAAUAAUUAAGUGAUGCCAAGUGAUCCAUUAGCAAUGAGUAGUACUGUUGUUCUUCUUUCAUUUGAGCUGCUUUGGAUGAUUUAUUUCAGUGUACUUGGGUUUUUGUCGUGCACGGAGAACUGUGCAUCUUUCACGGUGGCAGCUGUAGUGAGGGCUAAGCAAACAUCGUGUUCUUUUUAAGCGAGCAAAAUAAAGAAAUAUCACACACACAAAAUACUAGUCUUUUACCAAAAUCAAAUAUUUGACAUACAUUUAAUAUGUUUUGUCAUUAAACGUAAAACGACUACAUGACCAGGAAAAAUACAGCUCUUACAAUGCAUGUCAGGUAAACUUCUCAGGAUUUUUGGAUGCGAUAGCGUUUCUAUACUGUUGUGUGUGGUCCCGGUCCCCUCUGCACAGCCAUCCGCAGGUUGUGUUGUAAGCUGUGUGCCGCCUGUUAGUCCUGAGUGACUCUCCUUUUAAAUGCUGUUUCCUGAGUCUCAAACUGUCAUUUCUUAACCGUAAAAAGAAACUACUGUGUUAAAGAAGUAAUGUUUGUUCCUAAUAGGCCAUGUAAUAGGGUGUUGGGUUUAGUGGCAGGUUACUAGGUUUGUCCUGGAGAAGAAGGCUGUUUGCUUUCCAGCACUCUUAAUUCCCGUCUGAGCAACAGAGGUGUAGGCUACAACAGUUCUGGGAAUGCUUUUUAUUUUUUUCCCAAAAAUUUUUGCUGCUAUUAAAGGUACUUGGUGGAAUUUUUUCUUAAUCAUCUCUUGAUCUUCAUUCUGCUCUGUAGGACAGGGAGGUGGAGUUUGAUGUGCAGAAUAAAGCACUAAUUACCCCAAAAGAGCUUUGACUCAAUUAGCUUAUGGAGGAAUGGGGAAGGUUGGUAACCUGGCGGUUCCGCCGGGUCAGCCGUGCUUUGCUGGCUGGAGACAGCCCAAGGCUUGUUGGAAACGUAAAUGAAACGGCGUUUUGCUGGGCGAGGGAGGAGAUCGGUGCUGGUGGGGACGGGCGUCGUCCCCCCUCGUGUUGGUGAUCACAGCGCUCUGACCGGGAAGCGAGCAGCUCAUUUCCGUAGGGCUCAGCAGCAUUGCCAGAGGUGUUCAGGUCCUGGGCUGGCCUCCUGUUCCCUGGAAGCUUAUCCCGCGGGUCUGUACCCUGGAAUCCGGAGGCUUCAUUUGCCUCCUUCUGCCGGGUCCACCCGAGUGACCUGCGCUGUCCUGCAAGCCCAGCUCUUCCAUUGAUUGACACGUCCACAACAUAAUGAGGCUGCAGUCCAUCGAUGACUUUGCAAAGGAGAGCCAGGGCCGGGGGCUGCUGCUGGGAGCUUGCAGGGAGCUGGAGCCGAGGUUGCAUAACAGGAUCCUGGGAGAGGCGAGCUGACGCAGAGCUGGGCGUUCGGGCACAGCCAUGCUGUACUAUGUAUAGGUUCAAGCUAAUUAUGCCAGAACAAAACUGUACCUGUUGUUUCUUUCCUACAGUCUAAUUACCAACCUUCAUUUUCUUCAACCAGUAGCCAGCAAUUUCUUGUGUUUAUGUGAGAGACUUGGAACAUCAUUUGGUCAUUACUGCUGCCUCCGUAGGGCGGAGCAGGUCAGGCCAUCCAAAACUUUUGUCUUUUACGUCCAUGUUGAGGAAAAAAAACGAUUUUUGUGCUGUGCCAUUAGAAGCUGCCCGUUUGAGCGAGGGUAACUCCUAAGGAGGGCAAACUUGUUGGGACUUGCCCUUGCAUACUUUAAAUUGCUGAUUACUGCAGUAAACCACAUUUUUAUGCCCUGGAGGAUAGUUGUUUUUCAUAGAAUUAUGUAUAGCAACACUGAUUCCUGUUAUGACCCUGUCUGCGCUUGCAAGCUGAGCAGCCCGAGCUUUGUUACUUGUGCAGAGUCCACCUCUGGGUUUCCUGGCCGUGCCUUGGUCUGUGCCGUGUGUCGCACAGUGUGAAGUAUCUUGUGCUAUUUUGGAGGGCCCGUGAGCUCUCGUGAAUGUGUGUUGGAAUAGAUGUGUGUGACGAGCACUGUGGUGUGGUGGUUAACAAGUGCCCGGCUGAGCGCUCUCCGCCCUCUGAAGGGUUCGGAGCGAUGCGGUGACUUGGUGCUUGGAGACGCCUCGCGCUGGCGUGUGCUGUCUCUGAGCGCAGUGCCAGGGCCGCGCUGGCCGGCCGGCGGUGGCGCUUCCCGCGGCAGGCCCGCGUCCGCUCUUCGCCGCGGAGCACACACAGCUCAGCUCUGGUGGUUUUGUCUUUUUUUUCCUUAGCUAAAAAGAAAUCUUUCACGCAUUUUGUUUUCAUAUGGAACAACGUACUUCUCAAAUGUAAGAAAAAUGUGAUAUUCAGCACUUUCUAUAUGAGUUAAACAUUCAGAGCUUCACAAUAAGCUGUAACUGAUUACAGAUGUCUUUGUGCUGUCUUCCAUUAAUGGAUAGUAGAUAUGUUAAUGUACAUUUACAUGGUAUGUAAGGCAGAGAAUGUACAUACAUUGAAAUUUUCAGAGUCAUUAAACCUACAUUUUCUGUAUGUCUAAAGAUCCUUAGCACCCUGGCUCGUUUCUCCUCUGUCUCCGCGUGUUUCCUGCGGGAAGUUCUUUGAGCCGGUGGCAAUGUGAACGUCACGGUCCCUGUCCCGCUCCGCGGUCCGUGUCUGCGUGGCUGUUUCCCUGCACAGGCUGCGCAGGAGAAGGGAGCAGACGUGUCUGAAGCUGCGGUGCGCGUUGCGGGGUUUUCUCUUUCUCACCGUGCGGCUGUGGUCAGUUGAACAGCUAUAGGGCUGAAAGCAAUUUUCCCUAUUGGGUAUCGGAGAGAAAGGUGAAUUGAAUAUUGCAUGGAACGUGCAUGCUGGUCUCCCAGACCCACGUUGCUGUCUCUCAGAGACAGUGGGAACGUUUUACAGCAAGUUAAGAGGCUUUUCCUGAGGCAGGGAAAUGCUGGAGUGCUGCUUCUCCCUGUAUUUUGAUACAGGGUGUGCUGUAUCUGAGGUGCCUUUGUGCGUGUGAAGGGAUGGAGUUUCAGGGAGGAAAGUCAGGAGAAGUGAUUUGGAGUUGUUCCACAUGAAAGAACCUCUGAAGUGGAUUACAGUGAAGUACAAAGGUUGUUUUUAUAGUGUUUUUUUUCAGAUGGCAGUGACAAGUUACAUUAUGAAAGGUCCUAAGUGAUGCGAGUUCCUAAAUUCAAUUUCUCAACGGUGACUGGGCGUCUUUAAUUGCACUGGCGUUGGUGAUUGCCCCUGCUGUGCAGUGUGGGUAGGGCUGGGUGCUGGUAUCCAGAGGGUCUCCUUGAGGAUGAGCAGGAUGGAAGGCAUUCUGGUAUCAUCAACUGCUUAGAAUCACGAAGUCAGUAUUUACUUGUGUAUCUUAUAGAAACCUUGAUUCUGUCACGCUGAUGUGCGCUUUUUUUUUUGUGAUCUUGCGUAUUAUUUGUCCAUUAAUGCGUAAUAAUAUUAAAAGGUAUUGAAGAUGGAAAGAAAUGCAUCACUGUUUUCACUUGAAAGCUGAAGUGCCUGGAGGGCUCACGUCACAGAGCUAUACUUUUCACGGCAUUAGUAGGUUCAAAACGCUGUCACUUCCACACUCCGAGCAGUAGAUUUGCGGCACACGCUUUUCUGAACAAGUGUGCAAAUAGGUGGCAGCGUGCCUCUGACCGGUGACUGCCUUCGCGUGCCACAGGCAGCGUGUGCAGUAAGAUCCUGACGUUUGUGUAUUUUCUCAGUGUUGAAAGGAUUAUAAUUCCAGGAUUAAAUCAGUGUCAGUUCAGCUUCCUGUAAGAAACCCUUUUGCCUCCUGAAGAUCGGUCUCAUUGAACGCUGCAGCAGAACAAAGUUCUUUUGGGAAUACGAUAUUAUUAAACUCACGCGAUCCUCAGGACUUCACAGAGAAGGCAUUUACUAAAGCAUGUGCUACAAACAGAGAGAAGAAUAAUGGUAAACCAAAUUACUGAAAAUGGCAGAGAGUUAUUGCUUAAGGGUCAUGGCAACCAUAAAGAAAACAGCCCUUUCCUGAACAGUGCAGAAGCUGGCAAGGGAGGCGAUUACUAUGACAGAAAUCUGGCCUUGUUUGAGGAGGAACUUGAUAUACGACCAAAGGUGUCAUCUCUGCUUGGCAAGUUGGUCAACUACACAAAUCUCACCCAAGGUGUUAAGGAGCAUGAAGAAGCAGAAAGUACUGAUGGCUCAAAGAAGAAAGUGUCAAAAUCACCCAGCAUGGGCACCCUGAUGGGGGUGUAUUUACCAUGCAUGCAGAAUAUCUUCGGGGUGAUUCUCUUCCUUCGGCUGACUUGGAUGGUCGGAAUGGCUGGAGUUCUGCAGUCCUUCCUGAUUGUUUUACUCUGCUGCUGUUGCACUAUGCUGACAACCAUAUCAAUGAGUGCUAUUGCCACAAAUGGUGUUGUUCCAGCUGGUGGCUCCUAUUUCAUGAUAUCCAGGUCAUUAGGCCCAGAGUUUGGUGGAGCUGUAGGGCUGUGCUUCUAUUUGGGAACGACGUUUGCAGGAGCAAUGUAUAUCCUUGGUGCCAUUGAGAUUUUAUUGACAUAUAUUGUGCCACAAGCAGCGAUUUUUCAUCCUUCUGGUGCCCACGAUGUGUCCAGUGCUAUGCUAAACAACAUGAGGGUGUAUGGAACUGUAUUCCUCAUCCUAAUGGCAGUGGUGGUCUUUGUCGGCGUGAAAUACGUUAACAAAUUUGCUUCCCUCUUCUUGGCCUGUGUAGUAAUAUCCAUACUGUCCAUUUAUGCUGGAGCUAUCAAGUCCAUCUUUGAUCCACCUGAAUUUCCGAUUUGCAUGCUGGGCAACAGGACUUUGUCAAGAGAUCAGUUUGAUGUUUGUGCCAAAACCAUAGUCAAGGAUAACGUUACUGUGGCCUCUAAGCUUUGGGAGCUCUUCUGCCACACUAAAAACUUAACCACGGAGAACUGUGAUGACUAUUUCCUAAUGAACAAUGUCUCUGAGAUAGCAGGAAUUCCAGGGGCUGCCAGCGGGAUUUUAAAAGACAACUUAUGGAGCAAUUAUUUGGAAAAAGGAGAGAUACUGGAGAAAGCACAUCACCCAUCUGUGGAUGUAGCAGGCCAGAAGAACAACCUUCAUCUGUAUGUGCUUUCAGAUAUAGCUACUUCAUUCAUGGUACUGGUUGGCAUCUUCUUUCCUUCAGUGACUGGUAUCAUGGCUGGUUCGAACAGAUCAGGGGACCUCAAAGAUGCACAGAAAUCCAUUCCCGUUGGGACAAUUCUUGCCAUUGUUACCACAUCGCUAGUCUACUUCAGCUGUGUAUUAUUAUUUGGAGCCUGCAUAGAAGGUGUAGUCCUGAGAGACAAGUACGGCGACGCGGUGAACAAGAACCUGGUGGUGGGCACCCUGUCGUGGCCCUCGCCGUGGGUCAUUGUGGUGGGGUCCUUCUUCUCGACCUGCGGGGCCGGCCUGCAGAGCCUCACCGGGGCCCCGCGGCUGCUGCAGGCCAUAGCCAAGGACAACAUCAUUCCCUUCCUCUGGAUUUUUGGUCAUGGAAAAGCGAAUGGUGAACCAACGUGGGCUCUUCUGUUAACAGCGUUAAUUGCCGAGCUGGGAAUCCUUAUUGCUUCCCUUGACAUGGUGGCGCCCAUUCUCUCCAUGUUUUUCCUGAUGUGUUACCUCUUUGUUAAUCUCGCGUGUGCUGUGCAGACACUUCUUAGAACUCCCAACUGGCGGCCCCGAUUUAAAUACUAUCACUGGGCCCUCUCAUUUUUAGGCAUGAGUAUUUGCCUGGCGCUGAUGUUCAUUUCAUCUUGGUACUACGCUUUGGUAGCUAUGCUUAUUGCAGGCAUGAUUUACAAGUACAUUGAAUACCAAGGUGCGGAGAAGGAAUGGGGUGAUGGCAUCCGGGGUCUGUCCCUCAGCGCAGCCAGAUACGCCCUGCUGAGGCUGGAGGAGGGGCCUCCGCACACCAAGAACUGGAGGCCUCAGUUGCUGGUGCUUCUGAAACUUGAUGAAGAUUUGCAUGUGAAAUACCCUAGAUUGUUAACAUUUGCAUCUCAGCUGAAAGCUGGCAAAGGUCUGACUAUCAUAGGAUCAGUGAUCCAGGGGAAUUUCUUGGAAACUUACGGAGAAGCCCAGGCUGCGGAACAGACUAUUAAGAAUAUGAUGGACAUUGAGAAGGUGAAGGGAUUUUGUCAAGUGGUUGUAGCUAAUAAAGUUCGAGAAGGAAUUGCCCACUUGAUCCAGUCCUGUGGACUCGGUGGCAUGAAACACAACACCGUGGUUCUGGGGUGGCCGUACGGCUGGAGACAGAGCGAAGACCCGAGGUCCUGGAAGACGUUCAUAGGUACCGUUCGCUGCACAACCGCAGCCCACCUGGCUCUGCUGGUUCCCAAAAACGUGUCUUUCUACCCCAGCAACCAUGAGCGUUACAAUGAAGGCAACAUUGACGUCUGGUGGAUUGUGCACGAUGGAGGCAUGUUGAUGUUGCUUCCUUUUCUUCUCAAACAGCACAAAGUUUGGAGAAAAUGCAAAAUGAGGAUUUUUACUGUAGCUCAGAUGGACGAUAACAGCAUCCAGAUGAAGAAGGACUUGGCUACUUUCCUCUAUCAGCUCCGAAUAGAGGCAGAGGUAGAAGUGGUAGAAAUGCACAAUAGUGAUAUUUCGGCAUAUACUUAUGAGAGAACUCUUAUGAUGGAGCAGAGAUCUCAGAUGCUGAGGCAAAUGAGGCUGACAAAAACAGAGAGGGAAAGGGAGGCGCAGCUGGUGAAGGACAGGCAUUCAGUGGCACGUCUGGAGAGCCUCUACUCAGAUGAAGAGGACGAGACCGACACCGUUCCUGAGAACAUCCAGAUGACCUGGACAAAGGAGAAAUGCGACGCUGAGAAGCGGAACCGAGGCAGCGCCGUGGGAAGCUUUAGAGAUCUCAUCAGCAUUAAGCCAGAGUGGGGAAACUUGAACCAGUCUAAUGUCCGAAGAAUGCACACAGCAGUGAAGCUAAAUGAAGUUAUUGUAAAUAGAUCCCAUGAUGCCAGACUUGUUCUUCUCAACAUGCCUGGUCCUCCAAAGAAUACUGAUGGAGACGAAAACUACAUGGAGUUUCUCGAAGUCUUGACUGAGGGUCUGGAGAGAGUAUUACUUGUUAGAGGAGGUGGCCGAGAAGUCAUCACAAUUUACUCCUGAUUUAGUACAACUUCUAACGCUGGUCUACAUUUACCUUCUUGGCGAUAACAGACAUUCCACUUUAAAAUGGAGAAGAAAAAAAGGUUUUUUGCCUCACUUUCUCCUCAUCCACUCCUAUUCGUUGUCUUUCCAUUUGCAACAUACAUAUCUGUGGGAUUGCAGUGUUGUUACAUCAUCCAAUUAGCAACAUAAGUUAAUUGUGAAGCUGCUGCAUUAUUCAGUUUCUGCUUUGGUACUCCAGCAUUUGUGCAUGUAAUCUUAACACUAAACCUAUUUUUAGUUGGCACUGCUGUGUGCGGUAUUUUUAGUAACUGUAUGUAAAGUUAGGACAUGAAAGCCAGUUACUGUAAAAAGAUUUAAAAAGCUUUUUAUAUUAGGUUUGGGGAAUAGAAUUACAUUAUAUAGCAGCUAGUUUCUGCUGAAGUUCAGCUAUAAAGCAUUUUCUAAGAGUACACUAAAAUUGUAAGAGAGGACUGAAAAAGCUUUGUUUUUCUGGGUUUAUUUCCAGAACUAAACUCUCAGUAUUGGAUAAGAAUUUAUACUUUUAAUACAUUUAUUGAUAGAGAUUUAAAUAAAUUAUGUUGAUAUAGUUGAAAUUAUGUAUGUAGCUUGCUACGAAUUGUGUUGCUUCUGAGACUUGAGGUUCUGUGAGGCCAGAUCCCUAUUUAUUUUUGUAUUUAUUUGUCAGAAAUAUUGGAUACGCAGAUGCAGACUGUUCAGGAUAACAGAGAUCUCACAAUAAAUUUUGAAUCAUCAGUGGAUUGAAGGACCAGUUCUGUGCAGUUCUUCCGUGCUUUAAAUUUCUUGCAGACCAUCCAUCAAAGUACACUGAGCAUGCCGGAGUCCCGCGGGUGGAGCCAGGUGCCACGCUGCACGCACAGCCACGGGAUCGCACUUGCACAAGUACAGGGGACCUGCUGCUUCGUUGUAUGCUUUAUGCCCUUAGAGGAAAAGGAAGAAAAGAAGACCUAUAUUAACCAAUAAGUCUCUGGAGAUUUUACCGAGCCUGUUGAAUUGUACUUAUGUACAGAACAUUCGUAUUUUUUCAAUAAAACGUUGCACACACUUUGAACCUA